AUGGAGAAAAUCAAACACAGACACAUCCGCACAAACGGCAUAAACAUCCACGUGGCAGAGAUCGGCGACGGGCCCGCCAUCUUGUUCCUCCACGGCUUCCCCGAGCUCUGGUACACGUGGCGCCACCAGAUGCUGUCACUCUCCUCCAGGGGCUACCGCGCCGUCGCCCCCGACCUCCGCGGCUACGGCGACUCCGACGCUCCGCCGCGAGCCUCCAGCUACACCGCCUUCCACAUCGUCGGCGACCUGGUGGGCCUGCUGGAUGCCCUGGACCUGGACCGGGUUUACCUGGUGGGCCACGACUGGGGAGCGGCUGUGGCCUGGUACUUUUGCUUGCUCCGGCCCGAUAGGGUUAGGGCUCUUGUUAACAUGAGCGUUGUGUUUCAGCCUAGGAACCCAAAUAGGAGGCCCGUGGAGUCGAUGCGGGCCAUUCUUGGUGAUGACUAUUAUAUCUGCAGAUUUCAGGAACCUGGGGAGGUCGAGGAGGAGUUUGCCCGUGUGGACACCGCAAGAUUGAUCAAGAAAUUCUUAACAUCAAGAAAUCCAGCUCCUCUUAUUGUUUCCAAAGAAGUUGGAUUUGGGGGCUCGUCUCAAAAACCAAUUGUGAUGCCCUCUUGGUUAUCUGAAGAGGAUGUUGAAUAUUACGCUAGUAAAUUCGACAAGAAAGGAUUCACGGGUGGUCUGAAUUACUAUCGAGCAAUGGAUCUAAAUUGGGAGCUCAUGGCACCAUGGACCGGUGUACAAAUAAAAGUUCCCGUAAAGUUCAUUGUGGGGGAUCUCGACUUAACUUAUAAUACACCGGACAUGUGGCUCCAAUCCCACUCGAGCUGCCCGGUUUGCAGGACCCGGGUAAGGGCCCGAGGCACGGGCAGCUCGGUUGGGCCCAUUGAGAAUUCACAAGAAAGCGUUGUAGGUUCGGGUUCGGGUUUUGGGUGGAUAUCCUCACUUCCAAACCAGGCAAUUGUGGUUUGA
Messenger RNA from Striga hermonthica, 972 nucleotides. Lineage: Eukaryota; Viridiplantae; Streptophyta; Magnoliopsida; Lamiales; Orobanchaceae. The record is from the annotation of a GenBank genome assembly.